Molecule: messenger RNA, 1363 nt
Organism: Batrachochytrium dendrobatidis JAM81
Lineage: Eukaryota; Fungi; Chytridiomycota; Chytridiomycetes; Rhizophydiales
Exons: 8
Coding region: 3-1208 (401 amino acids)
Biological process (GO): protein transport to vacuole involved in ubiquitin-dependent protein catabolic process via the multivesicular body sorting pathway
Cellular component (GO): ESCRT-0 complex
Molecular function (GO): phosphatidylinositol binding; ubiquitin binding
Source: RefSeq, a predicted model, not a curated record
UGAUGGAGAAACUCAUUGUGGAAGCAACCAGUGAAACCAACACUGCUGAUGACUGGAGUAAAAUCAUUCAAAUAUGCGAGCAAGCUGACCAGUCUGAUGUCACUGCACGAGAAACCAUUCAAGUUCUUUCUAAGCGAAUCUUGCAUAGAAACGUUAAUGUCAUUCUCUUCUCAUUGACUGUUGCCAACUCGUUGGUUCAGAAUUGUGGUGAUUCAAUCAAGCGAGAGAUUUCAUCCAGACCAUUCUUGGAUGCCCUGGUCAGACAGAUUACUACUAAUAAACAGUCUGUUCAUGUUACUGUGCAGCAUCGCAUUUUAGAACUCAUUCAGCAAUGGGCUGAUGUAUUCCGUAACGAACCCUCAUUGGAUUAUAUGGUGCAUAUAUAUGAACAGCUUAAAUCUGAAGGCCAUCAAUUUCCUUCAUUGAAUUCAAAGCCUGUCAUAGCAAAACGUAAUCCUGACAAGGAUCGCGAAGAGGAAGAGUUGCAACUGGCGUUGGCUCUCUCUCUAUCGUCUAUUGAUGACAAGUCAAGAGCACAGAAUUCGCAGCCUAAAUCUGGACAAAAACCAAAACCAGUUCAGGUUCUAUUUCAAGUGAGAGCAUUGUAUGAUUUUCAUGGCACAGAAGAGGGAGAACUUCAUUUGACUCGAGGAGAUAUUGUUGACGUGUAUGACUGCACAACAUUCCAAGACUGGUGGAAGGGAUCACUGCGUGGCAUAGUAGGAAUCUUUCCUGCAAACUAUGUAGAAAAAGUUUCCAACCAAAGUGCACCUACAUCAAGUGAUGGUAACGCACAGAGUCCUGAUGCCUAUAUUUUAUCUCAAAAGGGAUUUAUUGGAGAGUUUCGCGAACGUGCUAUGCGUGCAGAUCCACAAUCCAACAACUAUGCUGAAACUGACAAACUGCAGAAUGAUUACCACAAAAUAUUGGAACUGCGACCACAUGUCAUUAGUGUUGCCAGCACAUAUCGACAAAAACAGGAUGACUUGACAGCAGUAAAUGAGCGAUUUGUUAAAGCAAUGGCGACAUUUCAUUCGAUCAUGGAGGCACAAUUUCGUGGACAAAACGGUCCUGCUUAUAAUAUGGGAGCGCCAUCGUAUCCUCAACAGUCAUUUAGUCAACAACCUCCAGUAGGAUAUACACCCUAUGCAACUCAAACAGGACAAGGGUAUACAGUUCCACAACCCAACCAACAACCUCGAUACUAAAAGUCGGAUGAAUUGAAUGUGAAUGCAAUGGACAAGAUUAAAAGGUCGUAUUCACGUAAAAGCACUUGAAUUUAUCCUGCAGUGAUGAUUAAAAAAUGGAGUAUUUGAAUUCUUGAUGAGAAUAUGAACUUUUGAAUAAAACCAAGUUUGAAGUA